CCUCGUCGGCUGAUCGUCUGUUUUGACGGCACGGCCAACCUGUUCGACGAUGCGAACACGAACAUCGUCCACUUGGUUUCCUAUCUGAAGAAAGACGAUCUGCAAGAGCAGCAAGUCUACUAUCAGACAGGCGUCGGGACUUACAUCCCUCCUGGAAUUUUCAUGCGUUUCAUGGUAAACUUCCUCAAAAAAAUGGAUGAAGGGUUUGCGUGGGACAUUUCAAACCACAUCAUGGGCGGGUAUAAAUUCCUGAUGAACAACUGGACACCCGGGAGCAAGAUCUCCAUCUUCGGCUUUUCUCGCGGCGCUUACACGGCUCGUGCCCUAGCUGGUAUGCUCAAAAAAGUGGGGCUUCUUUCGCGUGGGAAUGAUGAACAGAUCCCCUUUGCGUACAAUAUGUACACCGACACGAGUGCUACCGGGUGGACACAGAGUCGAGGUUUUAAGCGUGCGUUUUCCCACGAAGUGCAUGUAGAUUUCCUCGGUGUUUGGGACACUGUCGCUUCAGUUGGCGUAUUCACUGUCAGGGAUCUGCCCCUCAGCUCGUCGGACCGUCAUAUCCGGGUGUUCCGACACGCUAUCUCACUCGACGAGCGGCGUUGCAAGUUCAAGGAGAAUCUUUGGCAGGCGCCGUUCAUUCCUCCCGGGACAUCACAAACGCUGCACGAAGGGGAAACAGAGUCAGCAUCGCUCUCUGAUCACCACAAAUACGUCCCGGUGCCGACCGACAUAAGCAUGGAGGAGGAAGAGGGCAGCAUCGAUUUCUCUCUGGAACAGCGCGCGCCAACGGACGUUCUAGAGGUCUGGUUCUCGGGUGGACACGGCGAUGUUGGCGGAGGUUGUGCCCAGAAUACGGAGCGUUUCAGUGCCAAUAGGAUCCCACUUACAUGGAUGAUCCGCGAGAUCGUGCUUGCCAACACCGGCAUAGUGUUUGACGAAGCUGCCCUGGCGGCAGAUGGGAUCAUCCUUCCGUCUCCCAACCCCCAGAGGGUCCUUGCCAGGGAUACAGCAGGACAUGAUACGGUUGCACUCAUUUCGGACCAGCUCAAGCUCGUCCGGUCUUGGUGGAUCAUUGAGAUCCUUCCU
Molecule: messenger RNA, 1086 nt
Organism: Dacryopinax primogenitus
Lineage: Eukaryota; Fungi; Basidiomycota; Dacrymycetes; Dacrymycetales; Dacrymycetaceae
Exons: 6
Source: RefSeq, a predicted model, not a curated record